Electrophorus electricus (electric eel) is the source of this 5492-nucleotide messenger RNA. NCBI's taxonomy places the organism in Eukaryota, Metazoa, Chordata, Actinopteri, Gymnotiformes, Gymnotidae. The record is from RefSeq and is a predicted model, not a curated record.
AACUGAACAUCAGAAACCACGGGAGCGGUGUGAGAGAGAGAGAGAGCGAGAGCGAGCGAGAGAGAGAGAGGGGGGCUCUGGCCGUGACCGGGCGAAAGAUUUUUACUGAGAACAUAUUUGAGAUGCGACUUCUCGUUAAAUCUAGGCGUUAGGAUUAAAUAUUAGCUUCAUAUAUGAUAACGUCGAUGUAAAGCGCGAGCAUCAUUGUCACUUUAAACUUCUAAAUUAGUGCGAAUUCAAAUAAGACUCGGGUUUGAAUGGAUAGCUUUUUUCUCCGCUCCCCCCCAGAAGAGGGACAAUCGGAGGAGCAGAUGGACUGGAAAUAUUGCAGGGAAAGUUGUAUCUAAACAUUUAUUGGAAUCGCAUGAGCCGCAGAACCUCUUCUUUACUACAAACACUUUUGCUAGCUAAGGCUAACUAGCACCAGCUAGCGAUAAACAGGGUAUUUGUUUUCCCUGGCUGCAGGUUGUUGUAAGUUGAAUUUCCCUCACUUAACCGCCUGCCAUACCGUGUGGAAAGCCGGUUUUAGUACAUCGGGCCUCCCUUAUUUUGGAGCCCAAGUCAUCGACUACCGUUAGUGUUAGCAACCCACCAAAGCGCCGAGAUUGGGCGAAUAGCGAGCAAAUACGUCCGCGUUUCUCUGCCUGCUCCCCCACCGGCCUCCCUUCCUCAAUCCCCGGCGCCGACAGCAGAAAGGGCCGAGGUCGUGUUAGUGCAGGCCCAGCCGCAAAGGCUCGACCUGUAUACACCACCUCCGCAUCCUCCAGCUCCCCACCACCAGCUCCCCCGGACCCCUGUCCCUACGGAACCGACGCCAGACAAGGUCGAGGGCCACAAAGACGACAAGCGUAAUCAUAUCGCCACCAUCGCAAACAUGAACCACCAUCACACUCAGCAACAGCAGCAGAAAGCCGGCGAGCAGCAGCUCAGCGAGCCCGAGGAUAUGGAGAUGGAAGCUGGUGACACAGACGAUCCCCCAAGAAUCCCCCCCAAUCCUGUCAUCAAUGGUAAUGUGGCGAUGGCAGAUGGGCAUAACAACACAGAGGAAGACAUGGAAGAUGAUACAAGCUGGCGUUCAGAGGCGACCUUCCGCUUUGUGGUGGAGCGUUUUAGCAGACUGAGUGAGUCUGUGCUCAGCCCGUCGUGUUUCGUGAGGAACCUCCCCUGGAAGAUAAUGGUUAUGCCCCGCUUCUACCCGGACCGGCCCCACCAGAAGAGUGUGGGUUUCUUCCUGCAGUGCAAUGCAGAGUCCGACUCCACGUCAUGGUCCUGUCAUGCUCAAGCCAUGCUGAAAAUCAUCAACUACAAAGACGAGGAGAAGGCAUUCAGCCGCCGCAUCAGUCACCUGUUCUUCCACAAGGAAAAUGACUGGGGUUUCUCCAACUUCAUGUCAUGGAGUGAUGUGACUGAUCCGGAGAGGGGCUUCGUGGAGGACGAUAAGGUCACGUUUGAGGUUUAUGUUCAGGCUGAUGCCCCUCAUGGUGUGGCCUGGGAUUCGAAGAAGCAUACUGGUUAUGUAGGCUUAAAGAACCAAGGCGCUACAUGCUAUAUGAACAGCCUUCUACAAACACUCUUCUUUACCAACCAGCUGCGGCGGGCAGUGUACAUGAUGCCUACAGAGGGCGAUGACUCUUCCAAAAGUGUUCCCCUCGCUCUGCAGCGAGUCUUCUACGAACUCCAGCACAGUGAUAAGCCUGUUGGCACAAAGAAGUUGACCAAGUCUUUUGGGUGGGAGACUCUUGAUAGCUUCAUGCAACAUGACGUGCAAGAGCUGUGCAGAGUGCUGCUAGACAACGUUGAGAACAAGAUGAAGGGAACUUGCGUAGAAGGCACGAUCCCGAAGCUCUUCAGGGGAAAGAUGGUGUCCUACAUCCAGUGUAAGCAUGUGGAUUAUAGGUCUGAACGAAUAGAGGAUUACUACGACAUCCAGCUCAGCAUAAAAGGAAAGAAAAACAUCUUUGAGUCGUUCAAAGAUUACGUGGCCGUGGAGCAGCUGGAUGGGGACAACAAGUAUGAUGCGGGGGAGCAUGGCCUACAGGAAGCUGAGAAGGGUGUGAAGUUCCUGACCUUCCCACCCAUCCUGCACUUACAGCUCAUGAGGUUCAUGUACGACCCACAGACUGACCAAAACAUAAAGAUCAACGACAGGUUCGAGUUCCCCGAGCAGUUACCUCUGGAUGAGUUCCUGCAGAAGCCAGACGUGAAGGACCCGGCCAACUACAUCCUGCACGCGGUGCUGGUGCACAGCGGAGACAACCACGGAGGCCACUAUGUCGUCUAUCUAAACCCCAAAGGAGACGGCAAAGUGAGUGUCACGGAGCCAAUAUGGUGCAAAUUUGAUGAUGACGUAGUUUCCCGAUGCACUAAAGAGGAGGCCAUUGAGCAUAACUACGGUGGCCAUGAUGACGACCUGUCUGUACGCCACUGCACUAAUGCGUACAUGCUGGUGUACAUCCGCGAGUCCAAGCUCAGUGAGGUACUGCAGCCGGUCACAGACAUGGACAUUCCCCAUCAGCUGGUGGAGCGGCUGCAGGAGGAGAAGAGGGUGGAGGCACAGAAACGGAAGGAACGGCAGGAGGCUCACCUUUACAUGCAAGUGCAGAUGGUGACGGAGGACCAGUUCUGUGGGCACCAGGGCAAUGACAUGUAUGAUGAGGAGAAAGUGAAGUACACAGUAUUCAAGGUUCUGAAGAGCUCCACCCUGGCCGAAUUUGUUCAGAACCUCUCGCAGACCAUGGGCUUCCCACAGGACCAGAUGCGCCUGUGGCCCAUGCAGGCGCGGAGUAACGGCACCAAGCGUCCGGCCAUGCUGGACUACGAAGCCGAUUGCAACAAGUCCAUGAUCGACUUAAGUGACAACGAGAAUCCAUGGACAAUAUUUCUGGAAACGGUAGAUCCAGAAAUGGCCGCCAGCGGUGCAACAUUACCCAAGUUCGACAAAGACCAUGAUGUUAUGUUGUUCUUGAAGAUGUAUGACCCAAAAACCAGAAGCUUAAAUUAUUGUGGACAUAUCUACACCCCUAUAUCCUGCAAAAUACGAGACCUGCUUCCCAUCAUGUGUGAAAGAGCAGGGUUUCAGCAGGGAACUAGUCUUAUCCUCUAUGAGGAAGUUAAACCGAAUUUAACGGAGCGGAUACAGGACUAUGAUGUCUCUCUGGACAAAGCUCUGGACGAGCUAAUGGAUGGAGACAUAAUAGUGUUCCAGAAGGACGACUCGGAGAAUGAUGCAAGCGAGCUGCCAACUGCAAAGGACUACUUCAGAGACCUGUACCACCGCGUGGACGUCAUCUUCUGUGACAAAACCAUCCACAACGACCCGGGUUUCGUUGUGACGCUUUCGAACAGAAUGAACUACUUCCAGGUGGCAAAGACUGUUGCACAGAGGUUAAACACUGACCCCAUGCUCUUGCAGUUCUUCAAGUCCCAGGGGUACAGAGAUGGCCCAGGCAACCCGCUCAGGCACAACUACGAGGGCACUCUGCGAGACCUGCUGCAGUUCUUUAAGCCCCGACAGCCCAAGAAGCUCUACUACCAGCAGCUCAAGAUGAAGAUCACCGACUUUGAGAACAGGAGGAGCUUCAAGUCAAUAUGGCUCAACAGCCAGUUUCGGGAGGAGGAGAUCACACUAUACCCAGACAAGCACGGCUGUGUUCGAGACCUCCUGGAGGAAUGUCAAAAGGCCGUGGAGCUCUCCGACAAAGGCUCAGAGAAGCUCAGGCUCUUAGAAAUUGUAAGCUACAAAAUUAUCGGGGUUCACCAAGAGGAUGAGUUGCUAGAAUGUUUAUCUCCUGCAGCCAGUCGAACAUUCAGAAUAGAGGAAAUCCCCCUUGACCAGGUCGACCUGGAUAAGGAAAAUGAGAUGCUGAUUCCAGUUGCACAUUUCCACAAGGAGGUCUUCGGGACUUUUGGAAUUCCGUUCUUGCUAAAGAUCCGCCAGGCGGAGCCCUUCAGAGAGGUGAUGAGGAGGAUCCAGAGCAUGCUGGACAUCCAGGAGAAGGAGUUUGAGAAGUUCAAAUUUGCAAUUGUGAUGAUGGGCCGGCAUCAGUACAUCAAUGAAGAUGACUACGAAGUGAAUCUGAAGGACUUUGAGCCACAGCCAGGGAACAUGUCCCACCCGAGACCUUGGUUAGGUCUUGACCACUUCAACAAGGCUCCAAAGAGAGGACGCUACACAUACCUGGAAAAGGCGAUCAAGAUCCACAACUGACGAGCACUCCCUCUUAACCGACCAUACUAAAGACUUUAACCAAACGUCUUGUGUGCACCACUCUUGCCACCUGUUGUCUGGGUACACAGGCCCCAUGUAUGAAAUCUUCAGCAAAGCGGAGUGUUCGCUCAUGUUUUUCCCUUUUGAAGCUCUUCGAUUUGGCUUCUCUGUUGACUGCCUGUUUUGUCUGGAAGAAUGAAUUGGAUUUUAUUAAAUGGGGGUUACAGUACGACCUUCUAGACAGUGGGGUUUUUUUGUUUGUUUUGUUUUUUUUUCUUUUAAUUUUGUUUUUAAAAGAAUUGUUACAGCAAGAAAGCUGCUGCAUAGUGAGGGGGACAGAUGGAAGUUGUUCUGCCAUUUGCAAAUAAAUUAAAGGAUUUCCAUCCUUUCAACAAAACCCCCACAGAUGGCUAAAGCUUGCUAGUUGCCCUGAAGUGGUUGCGUUUUCUUGUCCCUUAGUGCAACUAGGCAAUUUUCAUGUUUACACAAUUCUUUCUCACCUAGUUUGGUCGGAGGAAUUCAGUUUCUCUUUUUUUCUGGAAAUCUUGUAUAAUAAAGCUCCACGGCAUAUGUUUUAAAAAGAAACGAGAAAAGAAAUAGUUUGUCUGUACUUCAUCUUGCACGUCAGCACUUAAUAGCAAAGGUUUUACAUUUCUCAGCACUGUUAAAUGUAAUCUUUGGUUGGGCCUCCCCCUGCAUCCUCUCUCCCUCCGCACUCCUUCGGGCUCAUCUGGCACUUUGCUGUAGUAUCAUUCUGGUGGGAGGGGAGUGGAAGGCGCUCCAGAUUGGCUGUAAUGUGCAUUAGCAGGAAGCUGCAGACAUUUGGUAGACUGGUUCAGGACAUGGUGAAACCAGCAUUAAAUGAACCAACAACACAUUUCUUUUCUCUUUUUUUUUUUCUUUCUUUUUUGUAAGCACAGGAGGAGUACCCCUAGUGCAUAGUUGGCUUUGUAAAGACAACAUUUAAAAUUGUAUAUUUAAAGAAUGGACAUGUAAAAUUAAAGACACUUUGUUGGGUACAGAUCAGAUGUUCAUAUUCAUUGUGUGUAGUUUUAUUUUGGACACUGACUUUAAGUUUUAUUUUGGUCUUUAUUUCUUCCUUAACUACUUGCAACAGUUUGUCUUGUUUAAGUCCAGUACAAAAUGACCUGCCGAUCACCUUUUUGAUUUUUUUUUUUUUUUUCCCGGUCUAAUUCCUCCGUGUAGCAGCAGUGUACGACAACUAUUCCUGUAUAUUGCCUUUUUGCUGAAAAUGUAUGUUGAAUAAAAUUUUCUAUAAAAGCUA